GAAGGAGGCUCCGAUUGGGUCGAUGACGUGCUUGUCCUGCCGCAGGUCCAAUCGCAGCAGGCUUGCUUGCCAACGAGCGAGCCGGGAACUUGGAACAAGGACAUAAAGAAGAGAAUGGCUGGUGACUAUGAUUUCUUAAAAAGUCUGCAGAAUAACUUGCAAGAACUGAACCACCUCCGGGCAAAAUACUUAACAUCAAGGAAAAGUCUAUCGUCUGUUGAGAUUAAAUCAUUGUUUUGUGAUCAGCAGCAAUUGCCAGGGGAGAAUAUGAACAUCCAGUCAUUUGCUCCUAGGAAGAGUAUUCGCCAUCGUAAUCCAUAUUGGCCUGAUGAAGAAAUACGGACCUUCAUUGAGAUCUGGGGUGAUGACCAAGUCCAAGUCUCACUGGCCACCAACUUUCGCAAUGAGGCACAGUAUGAGUGGAUCUCUGAUAGGAUGCGAGAAUAUGGCUAUGACCGGGAUAUGAAGCAGUGUCGCUUGCGUGCCAAGGAGCUUCGGCGAGGAUACAAGGCAAUUGUUUGUGGAAAUAACUCUUCUGUGAGCGGUCAACGUGCCUUGCCAUUUUAUGAUUCCUUGAACAGUUUCCUGUGCAUGCACAAAGGUCUUGUAGUGUCCAAAGUUUCUCUAUCUAUAGAUAGGAGGAAUCGUGAAGUCCAAAAACUGAGCUUGGAGCAAGAAAAAAGUGAAAAGCUAAGUGUUGUCUUGGUUUCUGAUGAUGAUGAAGCAUCCAUCCCAGAACCUACAGAUGACUCCAAUGGCUAUUUUCAAGAUGCACAGAUGGAUUCUGAACCUGUAAAUGCUCAGUCUCCAUGUGAAGAAUGGGAAGCGCAUGGAGAAGAUGGCCUUCUUGCGGGAGAUGUGGCUUCACCUAGUUUCCCUAAUACAAGAGGAGAUGGUCAUUCCAUCAGUUCAGGCCCAUCCGGCACUUUUUCCAGGGCAUCCCUGGUUGAUGCUGACAGAAUAAGCAACAACCACUGGAAUAGGAAACAGCGGAAACAAACUCAAUCUACUUCAGACAUAGUAGAUGCCAUUUCCCAAGUGGGUGACAGACUAGUACAUGCUCUGUCUGAUUUGCACUCAAAACAUAGUGAAACCUCUGAACUUGCACGGAGUAGAGCAUGCGAUUCCCAUAAGGAGGAAUUUACCCUACUUGCCAAUCAUGUAAAUCAGGCUGCUCAAAACGUGGACAAACUGAUUGCUCUCAUAGAGACGUCUACCAGGCGGAUAGCAGAUGCCAUGGACAGACAGACAGUUGCCUUGGAGAAUCUGGCACAGUUGUUUGCUGCAAGAGCACCAUUAAUUUCAGUGCCCUUGGCAUCCCAGGAGCAGUCUGUGAUGGUGUCUUCUCCCAGAAUUUGUGUAUCAGUCCCAUCACCCUCAGCAGAAUUAUACAAUAAUGUGAACACUUUAACAGGAAAUUGCACUUCUAAUCAGAAAGCACAAGAUUUGCCUGCUGAAGACUGUCAACCAGUGGCGAAGAAAAUAAAAGCAGAAGACGACUUAAUAUAAUUUGUUCAAAAAUCCUCAAAUGUUCUGUUCUUCUCUCAUAAGAUGAACAGUCGUCCUUAUUCGUUCAUUUUUCCAAAGACAGAUGGGGGUGAAAAUCAGGAAAAUGAAUGGUAUAAGAAAUAUUAUAGCUCAUUUAUUUUUUUAAUAAAAUUUGUAGCUAGAGCAAUAUAUUUGUAGAUGAAUUUAUGUAUAGUUUGGAAGGAUGAAUGCUGCCCAUUGUGAUAAAAUUGUAUGGUUUAUUGGCAUUCCAUUCUGUAGUUUGAUUUCUGUUCUGCUUAAGUAUGCAACAGGCUGCUGUCCUGUGCACACUUACUUGGGCAUAAGAUGUAAGUUUUAUUUCAGAUUGUGACUGUGGUCAGCAUAUUGGCUUUGGACCUAAAGAACAUAGCACAGCCAUGAACAUAUGAUGAUUUUUAGCAGAUUCUACUGAGGCACAUUUUUUUAAAUCUCUAGAUGGGUAAUACAAAUUGCUUACAUCAUUUAGUGAUUAACCAUUUUUAAAAAGUUGUAAAUCAUUAUGCAUAUUUUCACUGGCAUAGAAGAUAAGAGUGUAGAACUCUCUGUGUGUGUGUUUGUGUGUGUUUGUGUGUAUGUGAUAUAAAUCCUAUUAUUAAAUCAAUAAGAUAUGCUACUACUA
Pseudonaja textilis is the source of this 2146-nucleotide messenger RNA. RefSeq lists its product as uncharacterized. The record is from RefSeq and is a predicted model, not a curated record. Lineage: Eukaryota; Metazoa; Chordata; Lepidosauria; Squamata; Elapidae.